Molecule: messenger RNA, 3255 nt
Organism: Dendrobium catenatum
Lineage: Eukaryota; Viridiplantae; Streptophyta; Magnoliopsida; Asparagales; Orchidaceae
Product: homeobox-leucine zipper protein HOX32
Exons: 18
Coding region: 384-2936 (850 amino acids)
Molecular function (GO): lipid binding; DNA-binding transcription factor activity; DNA binding
Source: RefSeq, a predicted model, not a curated record
UUCUAUUCUUCUUUUAAACAAUUGCAAUUAAUAAAGAAAAAAAAUGGCAGAGGUUCUGCGCUCUGUCUCUCUCUUUCGCUCUUUCUCUCUCCACUGUGUUCUUCUUUUACUUAUUUUAUUUUAUGCAUUGGCUGGCCUGGCUUAGAGCGCUAAAGCUUUCUCCUUUCUCUCGGAAAAUGAGCAGCGUGGGAGGUGAGAAGAGCCAGUUAGGGUUAGGAUUGAUGCUUGAUUUUCUUUUGUUGCUUUGGUCUUCUUCCUCAUCUUCUCCUCUGCUCUGAUGUGGGAGGGCUUAGAGGGCUGGCUGAGUGGAAAGAGGGUUUCUUGAGCUUUCUAAUUUGUGGUCUGCUCUCAUCUGCUGGGUAAAGAUUAGGGCUUUGGAUAAGAUGGCUACGGCGGGGAAAGAUGGGAAAUCUCAGCUGCAUGAGCUGCAGCAAAUUGAUGCGGGGAAGUACGUGAGGUACACGCCGGAGCAGGUGGAGGCGCUUGAGAGGGUUUAUAUGGAGUGUCCGAAGCCGAGUUCAUUAAGGAGGCAGCAACUCAUCAGGGAGUGCCCUAUACUCGCCAAUAUCGAGCCCAAGCAGAUCAAGGUCUGGUUCCAGAAUCGCAGGUGCCGUGAAAAGCAGAGAAAAGAAGCUUCUCGUCUUCAGACGGUUAAUAGAAAGCUAACUGCUUUGAACAAGCUCUUAAUGGAGGAGAAUGAUCGCUUGCAGAAGCAGGUGUCCCACUUAGUUUAUGAGAAUGGAUACAUGCGGCAACAGCUUCAUGUUGCAUCUGCAGCAACUACAGACAAUAGCUGCGAGUCUGUAGUUACAAGUGGUCAGCACCAACAGCAGCACAACGCCAAAUUGCAGCAUUUUCAAAGGGAUGCUAACAACCCAGCAGGUCUACUCGCUAUAGCUGAGGAGACUUUGUCAGAGUUCCUCUCAAAGGCAACUGGAACUUCUGUCGAAUGGGUUCAAAUGGUUGGAAUGAAGCCUGGUCCGGAUUCUAUUGGAAUCAUCGCUGUUUCACACAAUUGCAGUGGAGUGGCAGCACGAGCUUGCGGUCUUGUGAGCUUAGAGCCCACAAAGGUUGCAGAGAUUCUUAAAGCUCGUUCAUCUUGGUAUCGUGAUUGCCGGUGCCUAAAUGUUGCGACACUAAUCCCUGCUGGAAAUGGAGGGAAUAUUGAGCUGAUAUAUAUGCAGACCUAUGCACCUACAACCCUAGCAGCAGCUCGGGACUUUUGGACCCUCCGAUACACCACGGGUCUUGAAGAUGGGAGUCUUGUGAUCUGUGAGAGGUCAUUGACUUCUUCAACAGGCGGCCCUCCUGGACCGCCUGCUCCAAACUUUGUUAGAGCAGAAAUGCUUUCUAGCGGGUAUCUUAUUAGACCAUGUGAAGGUGGUGGCUCAAUGAUUCAUAUUGUUGAUCAUGUUGAUUUGGAUGCAAAGAGUGUGCCUGAGGUUCUAAGGCCUCUGUAUGAAUCACCAAAGAUAGUGGCACAUAAGAUGACCAUUGCUGCAUUGCGGCAUUUGAGGCAGAUUGCACAUGAGACAAGUGGAGAAGUUGUUUAUAGUGGUGGUCGUCAACCUGCUGUAUUAAGGACUUUUAGUCAGAGGUUAAGCAGAGGUUUUAAUGAUGCUAUAAAUGGAUUCUUGGAUGAUGGGUGGUCCUUGAUGAGUGGUGAUGGUGGGGAUGAUGUGACCAUAACUGUUAAUUCUUCACCGAGUAAACUUCUGGGUUCUGUGAAUUCAUCCCCUCUCUUUGCCUUUGGUGGUGGUAUUCUGUGUGCAAAGGCUUCCAUGUUGCUCCAGAAUGUUCCGUCUGCCUUACUCGUUCGUUUUUUGAGGGAACACCGUUCAGAGUGGGCCGACUAUGGAGCCGAUGCAUAUUCUACGGCAUCACUGAGAGCCAGCUCUUAUCCCAUCCUUGGCGUGAGAGCUAGUGGAAGUUUUCAUGGUGGUCAGGUUAUUUUGCCCCUUGCACAAACUGUGGAAAAUGAAGAGUUCUUGGAGGUGAUUAGACUAGAAGGCCAUGGUUUUAGCCAGGAUGAUGUAGCUAGGGACAUGUAUCUAUUGCAGCUAUGCAGUGGAGUUGAUGAAAAUGCUGUUGGUGCAUGUUCUCAACUUGUGUUUGCACCAAUUGAUGAAUCUUUUGCUGAUGAUGCCCCUUUACUUCCUUCUGGUUUUCGUGUGAUCCCCCUGGAAUCUAAAACAGAGGUGCAUGCGGCUGCUCGAACCCUUGACCUUGCAUCUGCAUUAGAAGUUGGCUCAGGUGGUGCGACGCAUCCAGCUACAGAGGGAGCCUCAAAUAUGUCUAAUCUAAGAUCUGUCUUGACUAUAGCAUUCCAGUUCACUUAUGAAAAUCAUUUCCGCGAAAAUAUGGCUGCCAUGGCUCGACAAUAUGUGCGCAGUGUUGUCGCUUCUGUGCAAAGGGUUGCCAUGGCGAUCUCUCCUUCCCGUAUUGGUUCUCUUGGGUCAAAGCAUUUGACAGGGUCCCCCGAGGGGCUCACUUUGGCACGGUGGAUUUCUCGCAGUUACAAGUUUCAUACUGGUGCUGAUCUCUUCCGUUCUGAGCCAGAUGAUGAACCCCAAGCAGGCGAUUCAUUAUUGAAACUCCUGUGGCAUUAUCCUGAUGCAAUCAUGUGCUGUACUGUAAAGUCCUCUCCAGUGUUCACAUUUGCAAAUCAAGCAGGUCUCGACAUGCUCGAAACUACGCUCAUCGCCCUUCAGGACAUAACCCUCGAGAAGAUUCUCGACGACAACGGCCGCAAGGUUUUCUGCACCGAAUUCUCUAAAAUCAUGCAGCAGGGAUUUGCAUAUCUACCUGGCGGUGUAUGUCUGUCAAGCAUGGGAAGACCUGCAUCCUACGAUCAGGUCAUUGUGUGGAAGGUCAUAGACGAAGAGGACACACAUCAUUGCUUAGCCUUCAUGUUCCUAAACUGGUCAUUUGUGUAAGAAACCCAUUACCCUACUACAUAAACCCAGCAAAAUCCCUUAUAUGUUUGCUUGUUGCAACUCAGGUAGUAAUUGGUUUGCUGCUUUGCCUACAUUUUGAUGAACUGGACUUCCUUGCAAGGGCCCCUACCCUACACUACUAAUACAGUAAUACAUAAGGCCUGCAAGGAAGUACCAUAAACAUUAUUAUCACUUGCAUGUGGACUUGUUGAAACUAGAUUGCUACAGAUGUUAUGUAUCAAUGGUUUGAUGGCUUGUGGCUUGUGAUGUUAUGAUCUUGUGAAAUGAUAUUUUUAUAUGGCUGAUCCAUCUUUUCUCC